AUGGGGUCGACUGCACUCAAGGAAGCUCCAUGGACAGCUCAGUCCGUUAUCGCCACACUCCCACACCCACUCGCAGAGAACACCUCCAGCCCCGUUCCCUUCUUCCAUCUUCUUGAGCGCCUAAAAUCCACAAAGCGCGAAGGAUGGCGUCGAUUCGGCAUCACCAACGGUGAAUCGAUAUCCGACCACAUGUAUCGCAUGUCCAUUAUGACCAUGUGUGCCCCGCCUGCGCUCGCGGCCAAACUCGACAUCCCACGCUGCACGAAAAUGGCACUGAUACAUGACAUGGCCGAGUCUAUAGCUGGCGACAUCACCCCAGCCGAUACCCAUAUACCAAAGGCAGAAAAGGCCAGGCGAGAGGCGGAGGUUAUCGAAUAUAUUGGCAAGUCCCUUCUGGGCGCUGUGCCCGGCCUUGCAGCCCAGGAUAUCCAAGAUAUAUUCCAAGAGUACGAGGAUGACAAUACGCCGGAGGCCCAAUUCGUCCACGACAUUGACAAGAUGGAGCUGUUGCUACAGGCGGUGGAGUAUGAACGGGCCCACGCAGGCAAGCUGGAUUUGUCGGAAUUCUUCCAUGUGUUGAAGGGCAUCAAGCUUCCUGAGGUUAAGGAGUGGGCAGCUGCGGUAAUGGAGGAAAGAGAAACGUUUUGGGCGGGAAAGUUGCCGGGCCGGAAAUGA
This is a messenger RNA of Paracoccidioides brasiliensis Pb18, 675 nucleotides long. RefSeq lists its product as uncharacterized. The transcript is spliced from 2 exons. Gene Ontology annotation, molecular function: 5'-deoxynucleotidase activity. The record is from RefSeq and is a predicted model, not a curated record. The coding region runs from base 1 to 675 and encodes 224 amino acids. Gene Ontology annotation, cellular component: cytoplasm.